GUAGCCACGUGGUUUACCAAAACAUCAUGGCGGCCGGUUUUAAGACUGCUGAGCCUCUGGAGUACCACAGGAGCUUUUUGAAAGAAAACUGCCGAUCGGAUGGACGAGAGCUGUCUGAAUUCAGAACCACAACCCUGAACAUAGGAUCUAUAUCCACCUCAGAUGGAUCUGCUCUGGUGAAAAUUGGAAAUACUACUGUCAUAUGUGGGAUCAAAGCGGAGUUGGCAAACCCUACAGUGGAAUCACCUGGUAAAGGUUACAUGGUGCCAAACGUGGACCUGCCUCCUUUGUGCUCCUCUCGGUUUCAGGCAGGUCCUCCAGGAGAACAGGCCCAGGCUGCCAGUCAGUUCAUCGUCGAUGUCAUUGAAAGUUCUGAAAUGAUACAAACAGAGGAUUUGUGCAUUGAAAGGGGAAAGCUCUGCUGGGUGCUGUACUGUGACCUCAUGUGUCUCGACUAUGACGGGAAUGUCCUGGAUGCGUGUAUCAUUGCUUUGCUGGCAGCUCUAAAGAACACACAACUACCAGAGGUCAAAAUCAACACAGAGACAUGUUUACCUGAGGUCACAUCAGAAAAGAAACACAGGCUCAAAAUUUACAGACAUCCAGUUGGUGCCUCUUUUGGCAUCUUUGACGAUUCCAUAUUGAUCAUAGAUCCCACAGCAGAGGAAGAGAUCUUGUUGACGGCUCAGCUCACGGUGGUAACAGAUGAGGAAGGUCGACUCUGCUCUGUACACAAACCAGGUGGGACAUCACUGUCGGGAGAGAAGCUGCAGGAGUGCAUCACCCGUGCAACGACACGACAAAAGGAGAUCCAAAAGCUCAUUGACAAAGUCAUAGAGAGUGUGAAGACGGCACAAUAAAGACUCACAGACAACGCUUUGUAUCUAAAAGCUGUAUUUUCCACUGUCAAUAUAUAUUCUUUUUUUUUAAUAACAAUAAAACUGCUGACAAAGA
This is a messenger RNA of Sphaeramia orbicularis (orbiculate cardinalfish), 954 nucleotides long. It is a transcript of the gene exosc8, whose product is annotated as exosome component 8. The record is from RefSeq and is a predicted model, not a curated record. Gene Ontology annotation, biological process: U5 snRNA 3'-end processing; TRAMP-dependent tRNA surveillance pathway; U1 snRNA 3'-end processing. Gene Ontology annotation, cellular component: nuclear exosome (RNase complex); cytoplasmic exosome (RNase complex). The coding region runs from base 27 to 860 and encodes 277 amino acids. NCBI's taxonomy places the organism in Eukaryota, Metazoa, Chordata, Actinopteri, Kurtiformes, Apogonidae. The transcript has 11 exons. Gene Ontology annotation, molecular function: mRNA 3'-UTR AU-rich region binding.